This is a messenger RNA of Darwinula stevensoni, 1257 nucleotides long. Lineage: Eukaryota; Metazoa; Arthropoda; Ostracoda; Podocopida; Darwinulidae. The record is from the annotation of a GenBank genome assembly.
GAUCCCUAACCAUGGACCUGCCCACUUCCCCAUCACAAUGGUAGCACGUGGUCUGCCUCGUGCAGUAAAUUGUCUGAUGCUUCUUCCGGCCUAGCCUAUUUUUGGGGGAAGCUGAGACGAAAAGAGCAUAAUGAUUCGGUAGGCCUAUGCCAUUGCAAGUAUUACAGCGCAUAAAAUGGCAAGUUUUCAGAAGCGGAGGAUCCAGUCCUCUUCCAUCCAGGGUACAAAGCCAUCUCCCUUGAAUGCUCAGGUCAUCACUUCUUCUGGAACACCUUCCAUGGAUUUUUUCAUCGUGGACCAAUCUCCUGAGACUCUGUUGGCUGAGAUCCCUGGACCUAUUGCUGAGCUGAAGCCAGAUCAGGAAGAUAUUCCCAUGGAAAAGCCAGGAGACAUGAAAAUAGCAUGGAGAUAUGGAGAUCUUCCUGCUGUGCAGACCAGCAUUGGAGUGAAUCGAUUUGACCUAACCAAAAAAAUGGAUGCUAACCUUCUGAAUUCUUGUAACUUGACAUAUUGGAAUGGGUCAGCUGAACAUGGUAUUGGAAAUGGGAGCCAGAUCAACCCUCAAUAUGUAUCACUGCUCAAAAAUAUACAAGAGGUCCUCAGUUCAAAAGAUGGAAAGGUUUAUAAGGCAACCAACCUGCAUAGGAUUGCCCUUUCUGAAUUGGGUUCCCCACUCUUUGGAGAGGAGGGAGUGAGAUGGAAACCAGAUACCAAUGUCAACAGUCUCCUCAUCUUCCUUCAUUCUCUUAAGUCUCUUCUCCGACUCUCAUCUGCUGUUGCCUUUGUGACAUUGCCUUCAGAGCUUCUGCAGAAUAAGGGAUUGGUGAAGCGCUGUGAGGGAAUUGCUGAUUUUGUGCUUCGCCUGGAGUCCUUUGUGGGGUCUGAGAAAGAAACUAAUCCAGUCUUCAAGGACUUCCAUGGGCUUUUCCACAUUGUGAAGCUCCCAGUUCUUAAUUCACUCACACAUUUCAUCCCUGAUACCUUGGAUCUUGCCUUCAAACUCAGAAGAAAAAAGUUUAGUAUUGAGAGGCUACACUUGCCACCCGAGUUGUCCGAUACAGCAGCUCGACCCCAAGAAGACCCAGUGCCCAAUUUGAAGGCUUCAGCAGGGUGCAUGCCCACUGGAGGCCACAUAAACUUGGACUUCUGACAGGAAGAUUGUUGUGGCUGCUGUGAUAUGCAUCAAACACUUUUUACAAUUUUUGUGAAAUUGAGGUUUUCUCAAAGAGAAUUUUGGUCACUGUUGAUCAAUACAUG